UUCUGCAAAUAUUUUGUGCGAUAAUUGAUAUGUAAAGUGAAUAUUUAAUUUUUAGUGUAUUAUUUUUCUUUUGGGACAACAAAACUGAAAGUCUGCAGAAAAUCUGUUUUGUUAUCAUAGAUUAAUCUAAAGCAAUUGACAUCUAUUUUAAUAAACACAGAUAAACAUGGAUGGUGAGACAAGCACAAUAAACUAUAAAUGGCAUAUCUUCAGUCUGAUUAUUCCAAAAAAUACCAGGAUUUGCUCAUAUCCAUUUUCUACACGAAAAAAUCUUAGUUUUGAUAUCAGUAUUGGAAAAGGUCUUCAAGCUAAUGCUAUUGACUUACAAGUAAGAAAAAGUGAUUCAAGACAAGGUAGCGCUGUUAUGUCGAUUGAAUUGGUUAAACAAAAUAGCGUUAUACCGUCGGAUGUACUAAAACGACAUAAAAGAGAUAAAUUUAGUAGUUCUAUAUAUCAAAAUGAAUCAAAUAAUAUUUAUAAAUUAAUACUCAAAGACAAUACGACUGAAAAAAAAGAACUAAAUGAUUGGAGAGAGGCAUGUACUUUCAAUUUUUCAAAAUUUGAUAUCCCACCACUUAUAAAUACAUUUUUACAUGAUUGUUGCAUCAAGGAUUUAAUUAUUAGUUGCACAAUAACAUGGCGUGGUUUCAACAAACUCGAGGUUCAAAGAAUUCCUCCGGUGCUCCAGCCAUAUUUCAAAGCAGAUGAAUUUAGUGACAUUGUUUUGGUAGUUGAUAACCAUAAGCUACCAGCUUAUAAAAUUAUUUUAUCGGCGCACAGUCCAUACUUUCAUGCAAUGUUUACCACAGACAUGAAAGAAAGUAAAGAAAAUCGCGUUGAGAUUCAAAACUUCACUGUUGAUCUAAUCACUGAAAUGCUAGAGUUUUUUUAUACUAACAGAACAAAAGCUACUGAAGAUGUCGAAUCUUCUGAAGAUGUCGAGAGAAGCUCUGCAGAUGGUUCCAGUUGCUGAUAUUUAUCAAAUAAACAGUUUAAAAGAUAUCUGUGAAGCUACUUUAUCGAAAAAUAUCAACUUGGAUAAUGUACUACCCAUUUUUUGCACAGCUGAUGACCACAAUCUCACUAAAUUGCGUAACAAAACUGUAAUUUAUAUGAGAAACAACAAACAGAAUGUCUUUAAAAUUCCAGAAUUCAAAAAAUUAUUUUACAAUAAACCUCGUAUCAUGUAUGAAUUUACUUAUGCUAUGGCAACUUUAUGAUUAUAUUUUUUUAUCAAUAAUCAAUAAAUCAUUAAAUUUAUAUAAAAUUA
Cotesia glomerata is the source of this 1270-nucleotide messenger RNA. RefSeq lists its product as uncharacterized. Lineage: Eukaryota; Metazoa; Arthropoda; Insecta; Hymenoptera; Braconidae. Bases 167 to 973 code for a protein of 268 amino acids. Gene Ontology annotation, biological process: proteasome-mediated ubiquitin-dependent protein catabolic process; regulation of proteolysis. Gene Ontology annotation, cellular component: cytoplasm. Gene Ontology annotation, molecular function: ubiquitin protein ligase binding. The record is from RefSeq and is a predicted model, not a curated record. The transcript is spliced from 5 exons.